AUGGCCGCGAGCAGCACCUCCGGAGGUGGUGGCGUACUGCAGUUCAUCCGCUUCUUCGCGAGCGGAGCCAUUGGGACAUGUCUGUUCUAUGUGGUCUACGAGGCCCUCUACGCUUCGACGGCAUCGUGGCUGCCCCACCCCGCCGGCUUGUGCUGGUCUCUGGCCUACUUCCUCAGCAUCUUGUGGCAGCACGCGCUGCACCGAUGGCUGGUGUUUGGGUCCGACGGGAACUACUGGAAGAGCCUGCUGUACACGUACGCGUGCUAUAGUCUGAGCAUCGUCCUCAGCGGCGUCCUUAACGACGCCCUCGUCGAGUACUUCCACGUGAAUCACCAGUGGGCGUGGGGCCUCACGCUGGGCGCCACCGGAGUGCUCAACUACUUCACCCUCCGCAACGCCUUCGCGCCCGAACACCCGAAGGACAAGGCCCAGCCCAAGAAGGUCCAGUAA
Acanthamoeba castellanii str. Neff is the source of this 450-nucleotide messenger RNA. RefSeq lists its product as uncharacterized. Gene Ontology annotation, cellular component: membrane. Bases 1 to 450 code for a protein of 149 amino acids. The transcript has 4 exons. The record is from RefSeq and is a predicted model, not a curated record. NCBI's taxonomy places the organism in Eukaryota, Discosea, Longamoebia, Acanthamoebidae. Gene Ontology annotation, biological process: polysaccharide biosynthetic process.